AUGACUAUGGUAGACAGAAAAGUCUGCAAUGCAGCCACAGGCAAAAAGUCUACAAGUAGGUGCUACAUCUGUGGAGCAACCUCGAAAGAUUUUAUUAAAUUGGACUAUACGAGAGAUGUGAAUUUUGCCGCCCUUGAAUUCGGCAUAUCGGUCUUACACGCAAGAAUUCGGAUAUUUGAAUGUAUCCUACAUUUAGCCUACAAACUUCAGGUGAAAAAAUACAGGGGAAGAAAAUCGAAAGAGGAAAAAGACCUAGAAGAUAAAACCAAAAAAGAGAUACAAACAAGGUUUCGCACUGAGACUGGUCUAAUAAUAGAUAUGCCUAAAUCCAAUUUUGGGAAUACUAAUGAUGGAAAUACCAGCAGAAGGUUCUUUGAGAACCCCAAAUUAGCCGCUGAAAUAACUGGUAUCAAUUAUGAACUAAUUUAUAGACUAAAAGUCAUAUUGGAAGCGAUUUCAAGCGGGUUCAAAAUUGAUCCCGUGAAAUAUGAAAGGUAUGCUUUAGAAACUGCUCGUAUUUACGUGAACCUAUAUGAUUGGCAUCCUAUGACGCCAACAAUGCAUAAGAUUUUAGUCCAUGGCGCAGUCAUAAUUGAAAAGGCAUUAUUACCAAUCGGACAGCUUUCCGAGGAAGCAGCUGAGGCUCGCAACAAACAUUUUAGAUGUUACCGCCAAGAUUUUGCGAGGAAAUUUUCCAGAAAAGAUUGUAAUCAGGUUAUUUUUAAUCGCCUUCUGCUCAGUUCAGAUCCUUUGCUCAGUAGCAUACGAACUGUAAAGAAAAGGAAAGCAGAAACAUUUUUGCCUGAAACUUUAGCCAUGUUUGUAUCUGCGGAAUCUAACAUAUUAUCUGAAAAUUCAUCAGAGAGCGACGAAGAAACUUAG
Parnassius apollo (apollo) is the source of this 882-nucleotide messenger RNA. Lineage: Eukaryota; Metazoa; Arthropoda; Insecta; Lepidoptera; Papilionidae. The record is from the annotation of a GenBank genome assembly.